Molecule: messenger RNA, 435 nt
Organism: Suillus discolor
Lineage: Eukaryota; Fungi; Basidiomycota; Agaricomycetes; Boletales; Suillaceae
Product: ribosomal protein L28e
Exons: 5
Coding region: 1-435 (144 amino acids)
Biological process (GO): translation
Cellular component (GO): cytosolic large ribosomal subunit; ribosome
Molecular function (GO): structural constituent of ribosome
Source: RefSeq, a predicted model, not a curated record
AUGUCGACCGACCUCCAGUGGCUCCUUAUCCGCAAAUACAACUCCUUCCUUGUGAAGAAGGUCCCUGAGGGUCCCAUCUUCUCCAAGGAGCCUGGUAACCUCCUCAACCUGCACUCGCAUAAAUAUUCCGGUCUUGCUAACUCCAAGACCAUCGACAUUCAGAGCUCUGAGUCUGGACUACAAAUCACCACCCUGAAAUCAAAGGCAUCACCACACGCUGUUCGUCCCGCACGAUCAACCGCAAACGUUCGCAACCGCUCAGGAGGCCGUCGUUCAUUGGGAGUCGUUGCUUCCGUCGCGAAGAGGGGGUACCGUCCCGACCUGAGAGCUGCUGCUCUUGGUCGUACAUCUGCACUGCUCGCUGCACAAAAAGAGAAGAAAGCUUCGCCACCGAAGAAAGUCCGGGGGAAGAAGGCAGCAGCAUCCAUUCCAUGA